UCGAAUUCUGUUUGCUCAAACGUCUAAGUAAACUUGCCAUAUUGGAUGACAUGUACUAAGUGCACUGCUUUAACGAACUCAAACUAACUAUAUUGCCAGCCCAGAAAACACAAUAAACAAACUGUUAAACCAUGGCUAUUGACCAAUGCUUCAUUAAUUAAUCGCUGUUACUCCGCUAAUCAUUACCACCUACUUUAUUCUCUUCUUUACUACCUUCAUUACAAAAUACUUGCGUAAUUCUGAAACAGAAAUAUUGAAACCAGUUUCAAAUUAAUUACCUUGUCGCGUUUCCAAAAUGAGUUCGGAGCCCCAAGUCGAGUUUAAGGUGUUGUUCAUGGGCCCGUUCAGGGGUGGCAAGACAAGUAUUCUGGAGAAAUACCUCUACGGAAAACCACCUCGUGAUCACGUGGCAUCCAUGGGCACUGAAGUAUUCCACAAAAAGAUCAUCAGCAAUGACAUUGUGGUGGGCAUCAACUUCUGGGACAUGCCUGGACAGGACAGGACGCCCAGUCUGUCUGCCCAGCUGGUGCGGGAGAGCCAGGCGGUCAUUCUGGUGUUCGACCUCAGCGACAAGAAAUCAUUCGAGGAGUGCUCCAAGUGGAAACAGGCACUCGACACCAAGUUGGAAAAAGUACCGGUCUUUUUAUUGGGAAACAAAGUAGACCUAGUUGCGAGUCAAAAGAUGUCGGCACUGAAACGAGACAUGAAAGAGUUCUGUAGUCGCAACUCCUCCAAAAACCCAAUAGUCACCUACUUCAUGGUCAGUGCCCUCAGCGACGACAAAGUUCUGACCGAGAGUUUGCAGCAGAUUAUAGAGCAUCUUCUCACAAUGAGUAAUCCAGCGUCCUCUAGAAACAAUGAUAGUAUUCCAAUCGGACAAGAGAGGCCAUCGCGAGAGAAGUCGUGCAAGUGUUCUUGAUAUCAAACUUGACGAUUGAUAGAUUAAUGACGAAAUAGUUCUAACUUAAUUAAAGGUUCUUUUUGCUGAUAGAUUAAUGACGAAAAGGUUCUAGUUUAAUUUUUCUUAUUCUUACAGGUGGCAGAAGCAAAAGUUAAUGAUGUUAGCUUAGUUGCAAACAGUCAA
This is a messenger RNA of Symsagittifera roscoffensis, 1084 nucleotides long. RefSeq lists its product as uncharacterized. Gene Ontology annotation, molecular function: GTPase activity; GTP binding. Gene Ontology annotation, biological process: endosome to lysosome transport; phagosome-lysosome fusion. NCBI's taxonomy places the organism in Eukaryota, Metazoa, Xenacoelomorpha, Acoela, Convolutidae. The transcript is spliced from 4 exons. Gene Ontology annotation, cellular component: late endosome; lysosome; phagocytic vesicle. The coding region runs from base 296 to 919 and encodes 207 amino acids. The record is from RefSeq and is a predicted model, not a curated record.